Molecule: messenger RNA, 8163 nt
Organism: Amoebophrya sp. A120
Lineage: Eukaryota; Dinophyceae; Syndiniales; Amoebophryaceae
Source: the annotation of a GenBank genome assembly
GUCACUACACUGGACAUCAAGAGUUGUAGCGGCACUCCGUCAACAUCGCUCUGUAGAAGUUGACGGUACAACUAUUUUAUUCCGUUUGCCGCUUAGCGGAAGAACAAAAAGCUUUCGAUGACGCAAGCAUGAUGACUAGGGUGGGCCCGCGGUCCACGCGGGUCCUACCCUUGGCGUGGGCCGGCGACGGCGCUCUCAGGACAGUAUUGCUCUUCGUCUUCUCUACGUCUACCACUGUUACUGCAGACGCGGCCCUGCCAGCCCUCCCCGUCACGAUCGAUCCGUUGCACUUCCUCGACCAUGUUGUGGUUCCUGCCGGAAAGAAACUCUUGUCCCGGAACAAAACACGACCCGCGAACAAGCGCGAGCCUGGAGAUCAUGAUCCUCGCAUCCGCACCCCCACUGCCGCGCGUGCUGCGCUCGCAGCCUUUCGUGAGAAAGAGGGUAGAACAAGAACAACGAGUGAAACACACGGUAAAAAAAUCAUCUCCUCAGCCACCUGGUCCUCGAUCAAAAAUGUCGGCAGUGCAGCAACACCAGCCCAGACGUCGCCGGACCAAGCCUGGAAAAACCGCGGUGAGAUCAAUGCCGCUAUGGCACGGGCGCUGCAGGCUUUGGAUGACAACGCCGCAGACUGUGUCAACUCGCUCCGCCGGUAUCGGGAGGAAAAUGUUGGAGCGGACAAGAAAACUCGCUCCAAAACGGCUCUGAUUGCCGACAUGAACGCGGAAAUGGCCAAGUUGACGCGGGCGCGGCAAAAGGCGGAGAGGCGACUGGAAGAAACCGAGGGGUUGAUGAAAAGCGAGGUCACCCGGUUUAGCACGGCGAGAAAGAAACUGACAGAGGAGCUUACCAGUAGACGACAGGAGCUGAAGGACUUCCAAAAAAUGAACCAAACGAUAGCGAGUCUGAAGCCGUGCGAGCAGGGAAAUGAAGCUACGACGGAAGGAGCUGCAGCUCAGUUGCAGAUAGAAUUCUUGCCGCAAGACAAACACCGAGUAGAAGUAGACGCAGGAAUUAAUACGGGGAUCCAUCGGGAAAGCAGGAGGAGCGCCAGACAUCAUCAUCAAUCUGCUGCUGUCGACGACGCAGCGUUAGAACGGUACUUCAGCACUCCUUUUGAUCAGCCGGCAACAUUCGCAGUAGAAGGAGCUGCUGCAGCACCUGUGUCUCUUCUGGAAACCAGCCAGAGUACUAUCACUGAGCACCAGAAAACCGCCCCAUCAGCGCUCAUGCCCGCGCUUUGCCCCUGUGACGACGGUAGUUCCACUUGCAGUGCCCCCAAGCUGACCGAGCGCUUCGUGCUGCUCUACGGCACCGGAGUUGAGGCUCUAGAGCAAGUGCACCGAGACCUGGCCGCGCUGGAAAAGAAGAAAGGGAGGCAGAUGAACCGGUUAGAGAAGAUGAGAAAGGACUUGGAGAGGGAAAUCGUAGACCUGACGAAGGAAAAGGAGGCUACGAAAGACACAUUCGAAAAAGCCACGUUGGAUAAGAGGGCGGCUGGGAUGGUUGCCGCGAAAUGGGUAUGAUUUUGAUUUGUUUGCUGUUGUUCAUAAUUUUUUUUGAACGAUUCAAAUAAGAAGGUCGUGAGACUGAGAUGGAUUUUCUACGUACCAUUCAUGCACCCGAAGAAGUUAUGCCGACUACAUUCUUUCAUCUUCUCACACUCAUCACCCCCACUCGCGGCUCACAACCCCCUUUCUUCAGGCGAAGCGUUUCUCCUCGACCGCCCGAGCGUGCCGGAAAAAGAUCGACUCCAUUGCCCACCAAGUCCUGCCCGCCCUGAAGUUUUUCCGCUCGCACUUCCACGCCUUGAUCAAGGCAAAAGCCGAGCCCAUCCAAGACUGUGUCGUUUCUGGUUUCCAACCAGCCACAUCCUGCGCCGCUGCGCCGGGAGAUGACGGCAAAACCAAAAGCGCUACAUGUUACAACAGCACUACGACUGCAAAAGCAGGAACAACUUCCGGCAAAAACACGAUCGGCACGAAACUGUGGAAGCGCAACAUCCUGACCGCCGCGAGUAAUAUCAAAUGCAAAAGUGUCUGGGUCUGGAAGAAUGCAACUUGUGAUGCUGCUUUGGAUGUCUAAAAAAUCUGUGUUGCAUGAGCAGCAAAAGGAUUCAUCUAAUUUUUGCUCCGCGGAGAGGGCAUUUGUCAUGCGGAAUAGGCAUCAAGAAUCCAAUCCCUCAAAAAACCUGUGACGCUAGGGCAUGCAUCACAGACAUCAUGGCUCAUGCAAACCGUGCAUGACAAGUCUCAGAAUCUUCCAGACCCAGACACUUUCACUUUUGCAUUUGAUAAGUAACUUCGGUGUGCAGUGUGGGCCGACGGAGAAAGCCGUUUCCUGUGACCUUCCCCAGUGCGCGAGGCCCUGCAAGGUCGACGGUUGGUCGUCGUGGUCGAGUUGCGAGGCCGGGUGCAGAGCAUCGGUCGGCACGCCCGGAAUGCAGCAGCGGACAAGAAAGUCGCUGGAAGUAGAAGAUGAAGAAGCUGGUGAAACAAGAACGUCUUCGUGUCUCCAACAACCUCUCACGGAAACCCGCCCGUGUAAGUGCGAAGAUGUAGCACUUGGAAAAAAAUUCUCCAACGUUGCAAACCCUUGCGCGGUUUCCCCGUGGUCCCGUUGGGGACGGUGCUCGAAACGGUGCGUCGCCGCGGCGGCUUCGACUGAUGCCGAGAAAUUUGGAACCCGCUCACGGACGAGGAGAUUGCUACGACCUGAAAAUUGCAAAGACGCAGUCGCCGAAACGCAGUCGCUGGAACCAGUCCUGACUGAAAUGGAGGCGUGCACAGCCGCAGCUGCUACAUCUUUCGCUGCAGAAGUCACGGAGCCAAUAGAACAUCAACCAGACGCGAUGCAAAUGGUGGAUGGAAUUUCCCUGGUUUCAUCCUCUACAAAAGAUCAGACCUGUGCGGCCGAUUUACGUUGCGGCGGCGUCCAGGACCUGCUGGUCGCCGUGCCAAGGCUGGGAAGGAGCGAAGUACGCUUCCUCUCUGAAUUGUUCAACCGGUUAGAUGACAAGCUGUACGGAAAUGCCGCGGUCAGAGUCGGGGUCUUGUUUUAUGGAAGCGAACUCGUGAGUCAGGCUAGGGAAGUUGUAGACGCCUCUUCUUCUACCUCGGCCGCCGGAGCUGCUGAAGCGUCUCCUACUACGGGAACGGAACCAGAAACAGAGAGUGAGGAUGGAGAAUUGAAAUCCGCUGUGAAGCUCAGCCCACCAAAAAUUGUGGCUGCGCUCGGCGCCGCCAGCGUGAAUGGGACUUUGCAAAUGCUGCUCAAAGAGAGUCAGCGGCACCCUCCUUCAACGUCCCAAGACCCCUUCCUUCCAAACACCGCGGCGGCGGCGGACGUUGCGGCUUUGGAGUUUGCACAAAACGGCCGCGCCAACGCGCAGCAGACCGUUUUGUUCCUCGUACCUGACUGCGAGAAAGCCCCCGCCAUCUUUCGAAAGCGAGCGACCGAAGCAUUGUGGAGGCUGAAGAAGAAACUGCGCGUGCAAGUCGUGGAAUUACAACAGGACACGAGUAGUGGUACAACAACCGGUAUCAGCACGCGAGCAAAGAGUUCUUCCUGUCCGGCCAAUGAGCAACUGUUCAAAAGUUGGGUUUCGGAACCUGUCGCGGAAAACUUUGUUUCUAUAGUUGCUCCGACUUCCUCGGUUGCGACGAGAAGUCAAGAAUCAGUACCGAGUUCCGGCACCAUGGCCCUCCUCCUCACGAGCAGCUCCACCUGUCCCCGCAUCUACAGCCCGGUGCAGGAGAAAAAGAUCGCCGGUGCCGUCGGUUUUCAGCUGCUUCGCGAACAAGCGGACUGCCGCGAAGCGUUGGGGGGAAACACGACGGUUCUCGGCGUGUACGAAAGUCGCGUGGCCUGUGCCAAGGCAGUCGUGGCUGUGACGCGGGACGAGAAAGCGAAAUUUUCCAUGGAAACGAAGAAGUUCUGGGUGGCGCCAUCAGGAGCUGCGUCAAGAAGUACAACAACUACUUCUCCUGAUGUAGAAACGGCCACACAAGGUGAGGGCAUUUCUGAAAAUGCUGCCAGCGGUGGGGCAGGGCCGUUUGCAACCCGGGAGCUUGCUACGAGAUGUGUGUUGCAUCAAGAAGGAGUCACGGACAGCAAAGGAAGUGGUGCUGCAAUAGCAUCUGCACCAUCUGCAGCUUCUCCGGUGGAUUCUUUGAAGUGCAACCGGAAGUCGAGCCCCGAUGAACAUGAUGAGCAAAACUACGAAGAUCAGGCUUCUUCAUCUUCAUCUUCCGGGACGACUACAACAAAGAUGAACCUGUUCAGCAUUGUAAAGAACGAGACGGUGUUUGGCGCCCUGGCGUUUGACAAAACUUCCGAGUCACCGUUAAAUGCCAACGCCGGAAAGGUUUCGCUGGCGACAGCGGAACAGAUUCGUGCGGUCGUCGCUCGCAAUAAGAAGUUGGCGGCAGGAAGAAAAAGUGAAAAGACAGAGGAGGAGAGGUUGCAGGAGAAGGCGUUGCGGGCGGCGAAAGAAAAAUUGGAACAGCAAAAGGAAGCCGAAAAAUUGGAACAGCGAAAAGCCUUGGCUGCGGAGAAAGCAAGGCAGAAGGAAGGCGAAGGCGCGAAGCGCGAUGCCGCGGCGAAGGCUGAAGCGCUGAAGCGAGAGCAGGCGGAACGGGCAAAGCAGGAAGCCCUUGCGAAGAAAACGAUUGCGGAACGGGUUGAGGCCGAAAUGAAGAAAGAGAAAGCCGCGAAAGCAGAGCAAGCGGCCAAAAAGGCCAGGGAAAAAGCAGCUGCGGAAAAGGAGGCGCAGAAGGAAAAAGAAGCGCAAAAAGCGAAGGAGGCGAAGGAAGCAGAGAGAGCAAAGGAGGCACGAGAAAAGGCGGAAGCGGCGCAAAGGGCGAAGGAAAAGGAGGCGAGAGAGGCUAAGGAGCGGGCAGACGCAGAGGAAAAGCGAGCUAAGCAGAAGUUGGUAGCAGCGGAAAAAGCAAAGGAGGCACAGAAGGCAAAAGAAACGGAAGAGAAAGCCGACAAGGCUCGGGCCGCGGAAGUAGCCAAGGCGAAAGAGGCGGAGAAGGCCAAGGCAAUUGCGCAAAAGGCAAAGGAAAAAGAAGCAGCUAAAGCUCGCGCUGCGCAAAAGGCAAAGGAAGCUGCCGAUGAAAAAGCAAAACAAGCUGCAAAAGCCCGGGAUCAUGAAGCCGAAAAGGCAAAACAGGCCGAGAAAGCCAAAGCCGAUGCGCAGAAGGCAAAGGAGGCAGCAGCAAAGGCGGCAGAAGCAAAGAAGGCUAGAGAACAAGCGGAAGAAGCGGAAGCGGCAAAAGAAGAAGCAGCCGCAGCUGCGCUCAAGGCCAAAGAAGAGCUGGAGGCAAAGCGAGAAAAGGAAAAACAGGAGGCCGCCGCGAAACAAGAACAGGCCGAUCAGGAGCGAGAGAAAGCUGCUGAUGCGGAGGCCGCAAAAGAAGUUGCGGACGCGGACGCAGAGGAGAACGCAGCCGCGGCUGCGGAAGAGGCGGCGGAGAAGAAGUUGGCGGAUGAAGCGCUGAAAAAAGCCCGGGAGGCCGAAGCCGAAGCAGAGAAGUUGAAGCAGCAGGAAAGGAAAACCAAGGCGGAUGCGGCGAAGGAAAAGCAGGACCGCUUGAAUAUGGCGCUCUCACACGUUAAUACCUUGAUCGCUGGUGCGUGAUGUCGCAUUGGUUUAAGAUGCUGCAAGAAUCACAAAGGCAAAAGCCGGGGUCUUGUUGCGCACCAGCUUUUUGAUGCAAUACAUUCAUACAAAUCCGGCAAAGAUUUUGAUUUCCAACCUAUAAAUGUAGCGCACAGUCAGCAAGACUGAUUCAUGGAUGCGAGUCAGGGUCAGCUUGAUCAUGCUCCCGAUGUUGGUUACCAGAGGUCGUCGUCAUUCUUUUUAUCCUGCAUGACAAAAUAAAAUCAAGGAGAAACAUAUCAACAUGUUGUACCAGCGAACAACGUAAUAUUAACGUCUGAAAAACGCCAUAUUAAGGGACCAGCAGGCCGCGAAAGACCACGAGAAAAAAGCAGUUUCCCGCGCCGUGGAGGCGGAGCGCGAGAAGGCGCGGCGGGAAGCAAAAGAAGCAUUUGGGAAAGAGCAGCAGAAGGAGCGAGAGAAAGAAGCGGCAGCGCGACGUGCGGCUGCGAAGGAGAGAGCGCAGGACCGGAAAGCGCAAGCGGAGCGCGAAAAGCAGAUCCGCGACCAGGCGAUAAAACAGGCAAAGAAGGCGUGGGACAAGGCCGCACGGGAACGCAGCGAGGAACAAGGCCGAAGCCGUGAUGAGCAGGAGAAGAAAGCCGAGCGCACCGCUGCGCAGCGGCUGCGGGAGCAAUUUGACAAACAGAUGCGCGUGAGAGAGCGGGAGCUGCGCAAAGCUGCAGUGGACGCAGCGAAGGACGCGACGAAAAAGGCGCAACGGGAGGCGGACAAGCGCAUCGAGAAAUUGGAGAACGAGCUGUCCGCCCAGAAGCGGAAAGCGAACGAGCGCAUCGCCGCGGCCGAGAAACGGAUCAAAGACUUGCAAGAGAAAGCGGCACAAGCGAAUAAUCAAGUGAAGAACAGUAGUAGAAGCAGAAGAAGCGCUAGCUCCUCGACGGACAAGCAACAAGACCGUGCGACACAGAGAGUCCUGCGGGAAAUGGCGGAGCAGUUACGUACACUCAAGCAAGAGAAGGAUAAGAUCGAGGAGAAAGUAAGAGACUUGGAAUCUGCAGCGCGAAACGCGAAGCAGCGUGCGGCGGAGGCGGAGAAGCGCGCAGGUGAAGCCGAGGCAGAACAACAGCGGGAAAAAGCAGCAGAGCGGAAGGACCAAAAAACGCGGGACAAUUUUGAGCACGAGUUGUCUGUGAAAGAGAAACUCGCCGAAGCGGCCCGGCGAAAAGCGGAAGACCGCGAAAGGGCGGCGGAGCGCGCGCAGUGGAAGGCAGAAUCCCAAGCAGAAGUCGCUGACGCCGUGGCCCGGGAGCUCCGCGCACGCGCAGAAGCGGUGGAAAAAAUCGCGGCGUCAUCAAAUCGUGCAGCCGCGCCAGCCCAGCAGCCGCAACAGGCCCCCGCAGAACGACCUCCAGCGAAUCCAACAAGGCCCGCUCCAUCGCCCGCAUCAUCUCAACCGCCGGUGAAUGUUAAUGUCAAUGUGAACGGCUGCCAAAACGCGUCCUGCAGCGGCAGCUACCAGCCCCAACAGCCCACACCGAGUCCUGCUUCGAAUCAGCAGCACCAGAACGCGGCGUCGCCAGCACCAGUGCCCUCUCCGCGAAAAGGCGGUGAUUCUCGCCAGCAAGACUCGCGCAUCGCGGAACUCGAGGGCAAGAAUCGCCAUACAUCCGCAGAACUAGCCGCUGCGAAGCAACAACUGCGACAGGCCCGUGACCUGCUGGACAAGGCUUUGCACAAGAACGCCGGAGAUCCUGGGGACAACCAAAAGUACGUGGAGCACGCGCGGAAGGAUAUCAUGCGCGUAAGGGGAAUAAGGCGGGACGUCGAGAGGGAGGAUAACGACCGGAAAAAACCGAGUAUCGGGAUGAGAAAAAGUCCUACCGUGGACCGCAACAUUGCUCCGAAUAAUCAAGUAACAACAAAUCCGAACGCGACCAAAAACACUCGAGAACGACCCCGGAAACCGUUGUCCAGAAAAGGCACCGCGUGGGAGGAUGGGAGGCUGACGGGCGCGAAUCAUGGAGCUUCCGGUCGAGGAAAAGACAAUCCGGCAUACGGGGAUUCGGGAUUAGGCAUGGCGGGCUUCAUGAUUGUGCCACCGCCGCCGAUGAUACCAAUGGUAGACGAUAGGUUGGGCGCGCGGUCUACUUCCGACGGCGCGGAGCCUAGUGGUGCAGGUGGUAGUGGUGCAGCACCAGAAAGAAUGCCGCUUGAUGCGACUGAGGUUGCGGGUGCUGCACGUCUGGAACAAGCAAUAGACCCGGCAUUCGAAGGUGUCAUGAUUGUUCCCCCUCCUGUCACUUGAGAAGAUAGGACUACAAUCACUGCGCUUGCUAGCCUAGCCCUACCGACUCUAUACACAAUGAAAUAUUUUCUUUUCCAGCGAGCAAGCCGAAAUUAUCGCUCUCGCUUUGCAUCCCACAAGCAGGUGGAAUGCAUUUUAUUUCUACUGAAGCACCAGAAACAAAAAACAGGUCGACAGAGCUACUCAAGCUCUUGUGCCUACCAUGGUCUAGGUGAUAGUGCUUUCCUAC